Molecule: messenger RNA, 3853 nt
Organism: Myodes glareolus (Bank vole)
Lineage: Eukaryota; Metazoa; Chordata; Mammalia; Rodentia; Cricetidae
Source: RefSeq, a predicted model, not a curated record
UUUCACUGAUGGACAUGAAACCUCCCAUCUCUAGAGCCAAGAUGAUUCUGAUUACUAAAGCUGCUAUUAAAGCUAUUAAGCUUUACAAGCAUGUUGUUCAGAUAGUAGAGAAAUUCAUCAAAAAGUGUAAACCAGAAUACAAGGUUCCAGGAUUAUAUGUCAUUGAUUCCAUUGUGAGACAGUCUCGUCAUCAGUUUGGAACUGAUAAAGAUGUUUUUGGGCCAAGAUUCUCUAAAAAUAUAACUGCUACAUUCCAAUAUUUAUAUCUUUGUCCAUCUGAAGAUAAGAGUAAAAUAGUUCGUGUGCUAAAUCUUUGGCAAAAAAAUGGAGUAUUCAAAAUUGAAAUUAUUCAGCCUCUUUUGGACAUGGCAGCAGGAGCCAGUAAUGCUGUUCCAGUAGCAGAGAGUGUCACCAACAAUGAAGGCUCACCUCCACCCCCAGUAAAAGCCUCUUCUGAACUUACACAAGCUCCCACAAACUCCAUGCCUGCUGUACCACAGUUGCCCAGCUCUGAUGCCUUUGCUGCUGUGGCUCAGCUGUUUCAGACAACUCAAGGCCAGCAGCUGCAGCAGAUCCUUCAGACUUUUCAACAGCCUCCAAAACCACAGUCUCCCGCCCUUGACAAUGCUGUGAUGGCUCAGGUUCAGGCUAUCACAGCUCAGUUAAAGACAGCUCCUACACAACCACCUGAGCAAAAAGCUGCUUUCCCCCCACCUGAACAAAAAACUGCAUUUGACAAGAAGCUGCUUGAUAGAUUCGAUUAUGAUGAUGAGCCUGAAGCUGUGGAAGAUGCAAAGAAAGAGGAUGCUACUGUCACCGCUGUAGCCUCUGCUGCUGCUGCUGCUGCCCCUUCUACACCCGCUGUGGCUACACCUGCUCUUGCUGCUGCUGUGCCAGUACCCUCUACCACCUCGCCCCCUCCUCCACAGGUGCCAUUUGGCUAUCCUGGGGAUGGCAUGCAGCAGACAGCCUACACACAUCAAAGUAUGGAUCAGUUUCCACCUCGGAUGAUGGGAAUGCAGCAGGAUACAGUGCACCAUCAGGUUCCCCUUCCUCCUAAUGGACAGAUGCCAGGAUUUGGACUUCUCUCUGCACCUCCAUUUCCUCCCAUGCCACAGCCUGGGAUGGCCCAACCUGGGAUGCCGCAACCUGGGAUGCCACAGCCUGGGAUGGCCCAACCUGGGAUGCCGCAACCUGGGAUGCCACAGCCUGGGAUGGCCCAACCUGGGAUGCCUCAGCCUGGAAUUCCCCUAACUCCACCAGUACAACCAACUUUCCAACCUACUUUUCAGCCACAGAAUGAACCCCUUUCACAAAAACCACAUCAGCAGGAAAUGGAAGUAGAACAGCCUUGUAUCCCAGAGGUUAAGCGGCACGUGCCAGAGAGCAGAAAGUCAAGAUCUAGGUCACCAAAAAGAAGAAGAUCUAGAUCUGGCUCUAGGUCUCGGAGAUCCCGUCACCGACGUUCUCGGUCCCGGUCCAGGGACAGGCGCCGGCACUCACCUCGGUCUCGAUCUCAAGAAAGACGGGAUCGAGAAAAAGAGAGGGAACGGCGACAAAAAGGCCUCCCUCAGAUCAAAUCAGAAACUGCAAGUGUUUGUAGUACCACACUGUGGGUGGGACAGCUGGACAAAAGGACUACUCAGCAAGACGUUGCCAGUCUCUUAGAAGAGUUUGGUCCUAUUGAAUCAAUUAAUAUGAUUCCUCCCAGAGGUUGUGCCUAUAUCGUAAUGGUUCACAGGCAGGAUGCAUACCGUGCCCUGCAGAAACUGAGCCGGGGAAACUAUAAAGUGAACCAGAAAUCUAUAAAGAUUGCCUGGGCCUUAAACAAAGGAAUAAAGGCAGAUUAUAAGCAGUAUUGGGAUGUUGAAUUGGGUGUUACUUAUGUCCCGUGGGACAAAGUCAAACCUGAGGAGCUGGAGAGUUUUUGUGAAGGAGGAAUGUUGGACAGUGACACACUUAACCCAGAUUGGAAAGGCAUCCCUAAGAAGUCUGAAAAUGAAGUUGCUCAAAAUGGAGGUGCAGAAGCCUCCCACACAGAUCCAGUGUCACCCGUACCUAAGCCUUUGCCUGUGCCUGUCCCUCCUAUUCCUGUUCCUGCGCCUAUAACAGUGCCACCUCCACAGGUCCCACCUCAUCAACCGGGCCCUCCUGUAGUUGGUGCUCUCCAGCCUCCUGCUUUCACACCUCCCUUAGGAAUCCCCCCUCCAGGCUUUGGCCCUGGUGUUCCUCCUCCUCCACCACCAUUUUUGCGCCCAGGAUUCAACCCGAUGCAUUUACCACCAGGUUUUCUUCCUCCUGGACCCCCACCUCCUAUAACUCCACCAGUAUCCAUUCCUCCUCCUCACACUCCACCAAUAAGCAUCCCAAACUCUGCUAUCGCUGGUAUAAGUGAAGACACUACAAAAGACUUAUCUAUUGGAAAUCCCAUUCCAACAGUGGUGUCUGGGGCUAGAGGAAACGCCGAGUCUGGUGACAGUGCGAAAAUGUAUGGCUCUGCUGUGCCACCUGCUGCACCCACGAAUCUGCCUACCCCUCCUGUAACCCAGCCUGUUUCACUUCUUGGCACUCAAGGAGUUGCACCUGGUCCUGUAAUUGGGCUCCAGGCACCAUCUUCUGGUCUUCUUGGUGCCAGACCUGGCAUGAUCCCACUCCAGCGCCCCCCAGGGAUGCCUCCACCUCACUUGCAACGGUUUCCUAUGAUGCCACCUCGCCCCAUGCCACCGCACAUGAUGCACAGAGGUCCGCCUCCAGGACCAGGGGGCUUUGCUAUGCCCCCACCUCAUGGAAUGAAAGGGCCCUUUCCACCACAUAGCCCUUUUGUUAGGCCUGGUGGAAUGCCAGGGCUUGGGGGCCCAGGCCCAGGCCCAGGAGGACCAGAAGAUAGAGAUGGAAGGCAGCAACAGCCUCAGCAACAACAGCAGCAGCAGCCACAGCCGCAACCGCCACCACAACAGUCACAGCCACAGCAGCCACCACCGUCACAGCAGCCAGCACCAGCUCAGCAGCAGCCACAGCAGUUUAGAAAUGAUAACAGGCAGCAGUUCAAUUCAGGUAGAGACCAAGAAAGGUUUGGAAGAAGAUCUUUUGGAAAUAGGGUGGAAAAUGACCGGGAACGUUAUGGCAACCGUAAUGAUGAUAGAGAUAAUAGUAACCGUGAAAGGAGAGAGUGGGGAAGAAGAAGCCCUGACCGGGACAGACACAGAGACUUGGAAGAGAGAAAUAGGCGCUCUAGUGGGCAUCGGGACCGAGACAGGGAUUCUAGAGACAGAGAAUCUCGUAGAGAGAAGGAAGAGAAUCGAAAAGAGAAGCACGAGCUAACAGACAGGGCAGGUGGUAGCAAAGCCAGUGAACCUCCCCUUAGCCAAGUGGGAAACGUAGACACUGUUUCAGAACUUGAUAAGGGGGAGGCUGUGGCCACAGUGGUAAAAUCUGAAGAGUCACCUGCUGAGGCUACCUCAUCCGUUGAACCCGAAAAGGAUUCUGGCUCAGCAGCAGAGGCUCCUCGCUAGAGACUGGAUAUGACAGAAUGUGGCAGUGACACUUGGGUGUAGAGCUGAGGUGUACAGAUGCUGUAUAAUAUUUGCUCCUGCUACAUUACCCCACAGUAGUUGAUGGGGACUGUAAGCAAUUUGAUUGCUUCCCUUCUAUUUAAAAAUAGCCACAAAAUAACAAAAAAUACUGAAAAUAUAUUACCCUUUUUUGCUGUAACUUUUUAAAAGUUUUGACUUUUAAAAGUUUACAAAUCCUAAUUAGAAGUGCUCUCUAUUUUUUUUUUAAUUUAAGACAAGGUAACGGUGAAAGCUCCUCAAACAAUAGGGAUGUUUUUAAUAAACUCUAUUUUCGUAACAAA